Molecule: messenger RNA, 5242 nt
Organism: Rhea pennata
Lineage: Eukaryota; Metazoa; Chordata; Aves; Rheiformes; Rheidae
Gene: ITGA6
Product: integrin subunit alpha 6
Exons: 25
Coding region: 47-3316 (1089 amino acids)
Biological process (GO): cell-cell adhesion; integrin-mediated signaling pathway; cell adhesion mediated by integrin
Cellular component (GO): integrin complex; external side of plasma membrane
Molecular function (GO): integrin binding
Source: RefSeq, a predicted model, not a curated record
GCGGGGAGCGGCGGCGCGCGGCAGGUCCCGUCCGCGGCCGGAGCAGAUGGCGGCCGCGCUCCUCUUCUGCCUGCUCCUGCUGCCCUGCCUCGCCGGCGCCUUCAACCUGGACGCCGACAACGUGAUCAGCCGGCGCGGCGAGCCGGGCAGCCUCUUCGGCUUCUCCCUGGCCAUGCACCGGCAGCUGCAGCCGCAGGAGAGGAGGCUAUUGCUGGUUGGAGCCCCUCGAGAAAAAGCCCUUCCAUCCCAACAAGCUAACAGGACAGGAGGGCUGUACAGCUGUGACAUUACAUCUUCAAGUACACGCUGCACACGUGUCAUAUUUGAUGAGGACACUGAUCCAAAGAUGGAGAGUAAAGAAGACCAAUGGAUGGGUGUAACUGUCCAAAGUCAGGGGCCAGGAGGAAAUGUGGUGACGUGUGCACAUCGCUAUGAGAAGAGACAGUAUGUAAACACAGUGCAGGAAACCCGGGAUAUCAUUGGAAGGUGCUAUGUGCUGAGCCAGGAUCUCACCAUAAAGGAUGAUAUGGAUAAUGGAGUAUGGAGUUUUUGUGAUGGUCGUUUAAGAGGCCAUGAGAAGUUUGGUUCCUGUCAGCAAGGCGUUGCUGCUACUUUUACUAAAGACUAUCAUUAUAUUGUAUUUGGUGCCCCAGGCACUUACAAUUGGAAAGGGGUGGUUCGUGCAGAGCAAAAGAAUCAGACAUUUUAUGAUCUGGGUAUCUUUGAUGAUGGGCCUUAUGAAGUUGGUGAUGAGAGCCGCCAAGAUAAGAAUCUAGUUCCUGUUCCAGCUAACAGUUACUUAGGUUUUUCUUUGGACUCUGGUAAAGGAAUUGUUUCCCAAGAUGAGAUGACUUUUGUGUCUGGUGCACCAAGAGCCAACCAUAGUGGAGCAGUUGUUCUACUGAAGAAAGAGAAAAAUCAGAGAGCACUUUCACUUGAGCACAUGUUUGAAGGAGAAGGGCUGGCCUCUUCUUUUGGUUAUGAUGUUGCUGUUGUGGACCUCAACAACGAUGGGUGGCAAGACAUUGUCGUUGGAGCCCCGCAAUAUUUUGACAGAAGUGGAGAUAUUGGUGGUGCUGUGUACAUCUACAUUAACCAGCAAGGCAAAUGGGAAAGGGUAAAACCUAUUCGUUUGAAUGGAACCACUGACUCAAUGUUUGGUGUUGCAGUUGAAAACAUUGGGGACAUUAAUCAGGAUGGAUUUCCAGAUAUUGCAGUAGGGGCUCCAUAUGAUGGUUUCGGCAAAGUGUACAUUUAUCAUGGGUCCAAGAAUGGAAUAAAUACAAAACCAGCACAGAUUCUUCAUGGUGAAAAAACAGGCACCAAUUUCUUUGGUUAUUCUAUUGCUGGAAACAUGGACCUGGAUAAAAAUUCCUACCCUGAUAUUGCUGUUGGUUCUCUUUCAGAUUCUGUAUCUGUGUUCAGAUCUCGGCCUGUUGUAAGCAUUAGGAAAAGCAUUACAGUACAUCCUGACAGAAUUGAUUUAAAGAAAAAGAGCUCUGAGGAACCUAAUGAAAUACAGAUGGAUGUGAAAGCAUGUUUUCAAUAUACUGCAAACCCUAGGGAUUUAAAUCCAAGAAUAAAGGUCAGCUAUACAUUUGAAGCAGAAAAUGAGAGAAGGCAAUUAGGUUUGCCAUCUAGAGUACGAUUUAAAGACCAUCUGUCUGAUCAGUUUACUGCAACUACCGUCUUAAGGGGACAGAAUUCAAAAGAGUGUGUGUCAACCAAGCUUGUGCUACAGGAAAAAAUUAAAGAUAAGCUACGCCCAAUUCCUGUAUCAGUUAGUGUGAAAAUUGCUGGCCUGGAGUCUAGCUCGCCAUCCGUAAGAAAAGAAAGAGCACUUCCGGAUCUUAUACCAAUUCUAAAUUCAGAUGAAUCUGAAACAAAGACCACAAAAGUGGAGUUCUUAAAAGAAGGAUGUGGAGAAGACAACGAAUGUCACAGCAAUCUAAAACUUCAGUACCGAUUUUGUACUAGAGAAGGAAAUGAAGAUAGAUUUACCUAUUUACCAAUUGAAAAUGACGUGCCAGUGCUUAUUCUGAAAGAUCAGAAAGAUAUUGCUCUGGAAAUAACAGUGACAAACAAUCCAUCUGAUGCAAAAAAUCCACAGAAAGAUGGUGAAGAUGCAUAUGAAGCUAAACUAAUUGCAACUUUUCCAGAUAGUCUGACUUACUCUGCAUUUAGGGAGAUGAGGGGUUAUCCUGAAAAACAGCUAACCUGUGGUGCUAACCAAAACGGCUCUCAAGCAGAGUGUGAACUUGGAAAUCCUUUCAAGAGAAAUUCCAAUGUAACUUUUUAUCUGAUCUUAAGUACCACUAAGGUUAACGUUGAUACCACAGACUUGGACAUUAAUCUGAAGUUGGAAACAACAAGCACUCAAGUUAAUUCGACUCCAAUUACUGCUAGUGCUAAAGUGGUUAUUGAACUGCUUUUAUCGCUCACUGGAGUUGCCAAACCUUCUCAGGUGUACUUCGGAGGUAACAUUGUUGGUGAGAGUGCUAUGAAAUCUGAAGAUAAUAUUGGAAACCUCAUAGAGUAUGAAUUCAGAGUAACUAACUUGGGCAGGCCACUUAAAACAUUUGGCACAGCUUCCCUGGACAUCCAGUGGCCAAAAGAAAUUAGUAACGGCAAAUGGCUGCUUUAUUUGAUGAAAGUAGAUUCCAAAGGCUUGGAAAAAGUCUCCUGUCAACCCCAGAGUGAAAUCAAUUAUUUGCAUGUUACGGAAUCCCAUAACUCAAGGAGGAAACGUGAGGUUGCAGAGAAGCAGAUUAUAGACAGCAAAACAUUUUCUUUAUUCUCAGAAAGAAAAUACAAGACUUUGGACUGCAAUGUGAAUGCACGUUGUGUGGAUAUAAAAUGUCCCUUGAAUGGUUUGGACAGCAAGGCAUCUAUUGUGCUGCGUUCCAGACUGUGGAACAGUACUUUCUUAGAAGAAUACUCCAAAAUGAACUAUCUAGACAUUCUCGUUAGGGCUUCGAUCAGCGUUCCUGCUGCAGCUAAGAAUGUUAAACUCACAAAUGAAGUUGCUCAGGUGCGUGUUACUGUCUUUCCUGCAAAAAUGGUAGCACUUUAUACAGGGGUGCCUUGGUGGAUCAUCUUAGUGGCAAUUCUUGCUGGAAUACUGAUGCUUGCACUGUUGGUAUUCUUACUAUGGAAGUGUGGGUUCUUCCAGCGUUCUAGGUACGAUGACAGUGUCCCCCGAUAUCAUGCUGUAAGAAUUCGAAAAGAAGAGCGACAGAUCAAAGAUGGGAAAUGCAAAGAUCUAGAGACAAAACAGUGGAUCACAAAAUGGAAUGAGAAUGAAAGUUACUCUUAAGGAAAAGGUUUUUUUCCCUCCACAAAGUUCAGCUAGUUAUUUUCAUUAAUGGAAUACUGAUGGAGUUGGACCUGUGUACACUAUGGACAUUCACUGUUUGAUUGUAGAUAUUACUACUUAUAUUGAGGCUUUUGUUUGCACAGUUAAAAUUGCUUCAACAGACUUCAUUUGCAUUAUUCAAUUUCCAGACUGCCUCUUUUUCACUUCAGAUCUUAACUCGAGCUGUAGAAGAUGCUGUAUUGAUUUGAGUCUUUUCUGCAAUGUGCACAUCUGUCACAUGGCAGACUUUUUCCUAUGCUCUAGCAUUCCGGGUGUGCAGGGAAUGCACGGUUAAGGUCUCCACUCUUCCCGCAAUGCACACAGUAGCCUUGACACACUUUGUUCAAGUGAAAUCUGAAGAGCUGCAAACCUACUUUAGUCAUAAGCUUUGCCUGCUACAGUAGUUAGGGCUUAACAAAAAGCAUCAUCUUAAAUUACAUGUGCAAUAGGUCAUGUUGCUCAAUUUUUAAGAUCAGAUUGUGUGAAUCUUGCUCACACCAAAUAUACACAGGUUUUUUUUAAAAGAGAGGCUUGAAUAUUAGAUGUACUUUUUGUAUAUAUAUUUUAGUCAUUUUUGUAUUUAUUUUUGUUAUAAAUCAUUGUCUUUGACUAAACAUUAGGCCAAAGACUUAACUGAACCUUCAAACCCACUGUGCUUAUGAACUUUGGAUUAUAAGACCUGAGGCUUUCACAGCAUUUUAAUAAAUCACUACAGGUGCCACUGCUUUCUAAAAAUGUAAAUACUUAUUCCAGUGAUGUACGUGGGGGCUUUUUUUCCCGAUACUUAUUCUGUGUAAUAGGAAUUACCAGGUCUUGUAACAUGAUUUGUAUAUUACUUCAGAGUAUUUAACGAUUUGGAAACCAAGCAGAAGUAUGGUUUUAAGUACCGUUUUAUACUUGCUGCAAGAGAAGUGACAGGUUCUCUGGGAACAGCUUUACAGCUUCAUGAGGAUUUUCCAGUUGGAGAAAAGUGUUGACUACUGCGUCUGUUAUAUAGCACUUGAAGGAGGCUCUAAAGGCCUGACUUACCUUAGUUAAGGGAUCUGAGCUGAUCCUCCUUGAGACUACUGAAUUGUCUUGAAUACCUGAAUGUUGAUAAGAAUAGAGCCACAAGGUUGUGCUUAUCAGUAAUCUAAUUAUUGUAACAUAAGUGAUUUAAAUACAUAAAUAUUUAAAGAGUUUACUUUUUCUUACCCAUGUUCUAAAGUGUUGGUACUAUUUAAGAAUGAACAUUCAGCUCACGAUUGUUUAUUCCAUGUAAAACAAAAAUUCUACUCAAUGUAUGCUCGCUAAUUGCUUGUAAUUUGAACUAUGCAAAAACCUCUGUACUUUUUCCCUCCUGGGGUAAAAACCUGGUAAGAGAGCAUUUGUCAGGUGUCUUACUUGUAUUACUAACUUUGAACGUAUCUAUUAUGGAAGGUGCAUUCGUGUAAUAGACAUUCUUCCUACUGAAUAAUCUUGGUAUGUUGUGACCCUGAUUUUAUGAAAAUUUACACACACAUAAAGCUGUUACGCAGGUUUUGACCUUUUAAAAUUCUAGCGUACUUGCCGAAAGGCUCCUCUGUGUAAGAGGCCAGGCUAAUGAGGUGCUAAGAAGCUUGACAGACCACUGUAGCCUUUGCUUUAGAAGCAAUGUCUUCCCCACCCUGCCCCCUCAAUUGUGGCACUGCUGUACGAACACGAAUGUCUCAACAGUGUUAAACAGAAAGCUUUUGAAAAUAAGUCGUAUCACUGGUAUACUUUCAUUUUGAACAUUUAUCACUGGUAUACUUUUGUCUCAAACAAUUUUUAUACGAGCUAGCAAUGCUACUUCAUUCCAUGAUUAGAAAUUACCUGUGGAUAUUUGUAUAGAAGUGUGAAAUAAAUCUUUUUUAAAUUAAAACACUA